This is a messenger RNA of Solanum dulcamara, 1044 nucleotides long. RefSeq names its product bax inhibitor 1-like. The transcript has 5 exons. The record is from RefSeq and is a predicted model, not a curated record. Gene Ontology annotation, cellular component: membrane. NCBI's taxonomy places the organism in Eukaryota, Viridiplantae, Streptophyta, Magnoliopsida, Solanales, Solanaceae. Bases 89 to 835 code for a protein of 248 amino acids.
UCUGUGUAUAACAAACUAUAAACACAGCUCACGUUUCUCAUUCUUCUUCAUCAAAUUUCCUAUUCCGUUUUCUCUCUGAAACAAAAACAUGAAGUUCUCAGAUAUGAAACUGCAUGCAACAAAUGCUGUGAGAGCUUACUUCAUAAGGAAUUGGACAAGAGAAGACCUGAUGAAUUCUGGAGAAAUUCCCGAGCACGCUCACACAAGCUUGAAGACGGUGUAUCUUACUCUCUUUUGUACCAUGUGGAGCUUUACUUUUGGAUCCUUCUUGCACUUGAUCUGGGAAGUGGGAGGGCGGUUCACAGUCCUCUCUUCUGUAGCAAGUUUUCUCUGUCUUUACUUUACAUCACCAUUGAGAGUGAGGACGAGGGUUUCACUCUUGAUCUAUGCAGCCUGUACCUUGGGUGCUUCUUUUGACCUUUUUACCAAAUAUCUCUUUGAUAUGAAUCUAAUCCUUGUUGUCAGCCUUUUGGCAGGUCCAACACUUGCCAUUGGAACUGUCUGGCUUGAAUCUUUGUUAACGAGGGAAAGGAGUGACAUCUACAUGGGCUGCCUGACUUAUUCUUGGGCUCUAAUGUUCACCACCUUUGUUGCUAGUACUUCAGAUUUCCUUGACAGCCACGCUGCUCAUUGGAUGUUAAAGGUAUGCAUUGUGCUUCCAUUGUUCUUGGGGUACCUUGUGGCAUAUAGCCAAGAGAUCGUGUAUGAUGCUCACUUUGGAGAAAUUAACUUUGUCAAUCGCACUCUCACCAUCUUCUUCCAUUUACCGGGUAUAGUGGUCCAUGCUGCAAGACUAUGCCUGGGUGCAGAAAUUGAGCAACACAGACAGAAUUAAUGCUGAUACACUUGGAACUAUAAAAUAAACAGAGAGUAGAAUACAGAUGGGGAACUGUAAAUGAUGAAAGUAUUCCUUUGUGGCUACAUUUUACUCAUUGAAUUUGAAAUUUGUUAGUCUGAAGCCAAGUGCUUUGAAUAUUUCUUGGCAAAUAAUUUCCAUAAGGUGGGAGGUUCCACCCUCCUUCUAGCUAGAAAUCCGGUUUUCUA